Molecule: messenger RNA, 1656 nt
Organism: Penicillium soppii
Lineage: Eukaryota; Fungi; Ascomycota; Eurotiomycetes; Eurotiales; Aspergillaceae
Product: putative MFS transporter
Exons: 8
Coding region: 1-1656 (551 amino acids)
Biological process (GO): transmembrane transport
Molecular function (GO): transmembrane transporter activity
Source: RefSeq, a predicted model, not a curated record
AUGGCAGAUCUCCACGCUGUGUCUUCCUUCGAAGACGAGAUGGAUCAACCACCGGGCACGUUCAAGCUCAUUCAAGAUAACGAGACUGAUGAGCACGGCCAACGGAUUAUUGUGCUUGACCCAGUACCCUCUUCAGAUCCCAAUGAGCCUCUGAACUGGAGCACAGCCCGCAAAUCUGUGAACUUCACCAUUGUUCUGGCAAUGACUAUUCUCAUCUUCACCGCACUAUCCAUACAAGCCAUCUUCUGGCAGCAGAUGACUACCGAUCUCGAAGUUACCUACACAGAACUCAAUCGAGCAAUGUCAAUCAACUUCGUCGGCCUGGCCACUGGUUGUAUUUUCUUCAUUCCGUUCGCCAAAAAGUAUGGCCGACGACCUGUCUACAUCGUUUCAACAGCAUUGAUGCUUGCAACCUCGUUCUGGGCUUCCAAGAUGCAUACCCUGACCGAGUUGUACAUUGCCAACCUACUACAAGGCUUGGCUGGUGCCACCAACGAGUCAAUUGCCGAGAUAACAAUUGCGGACCUGUACUACGUGCACCACCGAGGAACUAUGAACGGACUAUACAUGACAUGUGUCAUGAUUGGUAGCUUCUUGACGCCCAUGGCAGCCGGAGCCCAAGCUACACGCCACGGCUGGCGCUCCUCUUACGAGACAAUGGGGAUAUUCAACGUUAUCCUCUUCCUGUGUUUCUUGUUCUUGUACGAGGAGACUAAAUACGUCCCUCUGCUUAUCGCACAGACCGGGACCAUCGUAGAAGAAGACGUACAAGACCCAGACACCAAAGACACCAAUUGCACCAAAAAUAUACCCGAUUCCGCCUCAAUAGCCAAAGGUCCAACGGUAAUCGAGCAAGCCCGUUCCCACCACAUCCUGGACCCCACCAUCCCUCGAAACUCAUGGCGAACACGACUCGCCCUCAUAACCCCAACACCAGAGCCCCUCUGGCCGCAUUUCUACCGCCCCUUCGGCGUCCUCAUUUUUCCCGCCGUGGCAUUCGCAGCUCUCCAAUACGCCGCCGGAGUUGUCUGGCUAACCGUUCUAUCUAACGUGCUGGCCCUGACAUUUCCAAUGCCGCCAUAUCUCUUCACGCCCGAGCAAAUCGGGUACUCCAGUGCCGGACCGCUCAUUGGAAACAUUCUAGGAGCCGUAUACGGUGGGUUCCUGGGCGAUCGGUCGAUUCUGUACUACGCCCGUCGGAACAAGGGCUACUAUGAGCCCGAGAUGCGGCUGUAUAUCCUCCACCUACCGGCUGUUUUCAUGGCUGGUGGCCUUAUUAUGUUUGGUGCUACCAUCUCAAGGGGAAUGCACUGGAUCUACCCAAAUGUCGCCGGUGCCUUAUUCGGCUUUGGUCUGGGAAGUAUCAGUGACGCAGCAUUGGUUCUUGUUAUGGAUAGUUACCGGGAGAUCACCGGUGAAGCAUUCACAGCUGUGGCAUUCAUGCGCAAUGCAGUUAGCAUUGGUAUUCCCUUUGCGAUCACGCCCUGGAUCCAACGCAAUGGAAUCCAGAAUAUGUUCAUUGCAUGUGGAAUGAUCAGUCUUGUCGUGACAGCGUCUAUUGUUCCCAUGAUACUGUGGGGUAAGUCUGCUCGUCGUCGACUGGCUCCCCGUUAUCAGAGUAUUGUGGAUGGGCAUGGGCAUGCUGGCCCACAGUGA